This is a messenger RNA of Physella acuta, 1549 nucleotides long. RefSeq lists its product as uncharacterized. The record is from RefSeq and is a predicted model, not a curated record. Lineage: Eukaryota; Metazoa; Mollusca; Gastropoda; Physidae.
AACUGACUCAGACGAUUAGAAUGAUGGGUCAGACCGCCAUGUUGACUAUUCGACAUCUUAUUUUAAAAGUCUUAAAUUAAGAAAUACAAGAUCACACUAGGAAAUAUUGGAGGAAGAAAAGAUAACAAGCACUGACAAUAGAAAGCCAAUUUCUACCAUAUCUAAAUAUAGAACUUUGCUACUAUGUGUAUUCUGUAAUUGGGUGUAUGCUAUUGCUAGGUUUGGAGGUCAAGGUUAAAGCAUGGAAGAAACAGGAAAUGGGACAGAACCAUUUAUUUCAGGACAUCAUGAAGCCGAGAUCUGCUAUGGAGGUGAAGCUGACUUACACAAGCACUAUACCGGCUGUAAGAAGAAUCCAGGUCAUGUCAACUUUAUACCUGUUAAUGAUUUUAACUUGGAUCAUCUCCCCUCAAGUUACCAUGACGUCAUCAUCUUGGAGGUAAUCAAAGCUUUGUCUGCCCUAACGGUCCUGAUAAAGGUCAAGUACACCAGUCUAGAGAGACCAAAGUCUGUUCCAUGCUUCAGUGGUCAGUAUCCAUUUUAUAACACCAGAGGAAGUGACGUGUUGAGGACAGGGACGGGGAGGGUGUGUGAGGUGGUCAAGUGCACAGAGAGUGACAACAAGGGCACUUGUCCAUGUGGCAAGUGUCAACACUCGGACACACCCAGCAAAGUGUGGGGGGAGGUUCGUGUGUUGACAGCCACACAUGUGGUGUUUGAUGAGAGUGAGGCGAGACAGACCAGGUGUGUUGUAGGUUUUGAUGACAAUAAAAGUCCUGGGGUCAGUCUUGAUGGCUGGGGGGUGGAGGGUAUGCCACACAUUGAGGGAGACUGGUGUAUGUUUACAUGUGUGUCAUGUGACUUAGAGUUGGUUGAUGAACUGGACAAGAUGUGUCGGCACUUUGAAGGUCUAUGCAGGAAAGUAGAGGACAAAUACAUGGGAUUUUAUGAUGUGGACAAGUUGACCGUUAUAGUGUCACAUCCUCAUGGCUGUCCUAAACAGGUCUCUGUAGGACAAUGGACACACAUACAUGAGAGGAGAGGCUGGUACAAGUACACGUACACAACAUGUACAUGUCCAGGCUCCAGUGGAGCACUUGUCUACAUAGUGGGAUAUGUCGGGUGGUUGUCACGUCCCCACAGUGGAUCAAACUCUGAAGGAAAUUAUAGUGGGGAGGAUGUGUUGUAUUGAUCCAUCUGUAACUGUUGGUUCUCUCCCCUUGUCAAAUGUAAACAAACAAAAUGGCGGCUCCCUCCAUUAAACUUGUGUGUCAUCAGCAACUUUGUAUUUUAAUGUAGACAAGAAAUAAAUUGUUUAGUUUCUUUCACGUCAUUCGUUUAGAGUUGUUAGACACAUAAACAAAAUUAUAAACAAAUGUUUAUUGCUGCAAACAUGUAUUUUGUUGCUUAUUAAUUAUGAAUUAAUCAUUAAGAUCAUUAAUCUGUAUGAACUUUGUGGAUUUCAUUUGUACAUUUUUGUUUCAAUAAUUAAUCAACAGUUUGUAUUUGUUUACAAACUGUUUGUAUGGAUGUCAAUAAAGUUUUAGAA